Molecule: messenger RNA, 612 nt
Organism: Porites evermanni
Lineage: Eukaryota; Metazoa; Cnidaria; Anthozoa; Scleractinia; Poritidae
Source: the annotation of a GenBank genome assembly
AUGCGAUGGUUCUUGUUCAACAAGAAACAAUAUGCAGAUGCGAAGUUGCCACCAACAAGCCAGCAACGUUGCCUUAGUAUGCAGUGCUCGACACUAACGCUAGUCCACUAGCCUAGGACUAGUGGAACUUCAUCAAAGGCUAGUAAGAAUGUACUCCUACUAGCCCCUAGACUAGUUAUUUACCUAAAAUGCUUUAUGAGUGGUUAGUUUAUAUAGCUUGAGUAUUAUUCCCUUUAUUUCAUUUUAUCAUAUAUAUAGUAUUAUUUCAUUUAAAGUGGAGUUGGAGGAGGAGCCUGGAGAGGAGGAGAGGACUAGUUCCUAACCCCCUGGUAUUUUUCUCUGUUGUUUUGUUUGGACCAGUGACUAAAUGUCUUCAUGAGCUAGUGAUUUAUUUCACUUACUAGCCCAUUGCCUAGUGUCCAAAAAAGGUAGUGUCAAGCACUGGUAUGGAAGGAGUGUGGUAUCCCAUGCCCAGAUAUUCCUCUCCCAACAUCUCACGGAUGGAUCCAAGAUGGCAACAGACUACAGACUCUUCCAAUUACCCUACUUCCUGCACCUAAGGCUGUCCUUAAACUAAUCAAGUGCGGUUGCAGAGGAAGUUGCAUCAACUAA